GUAGGAGCCUCUCUCCCUACUGCUGCUACACAAGACCCUGAGACUGACCUGCAGGACGAAACCAUGAAGAGCCUGAUCCUUCUUGCCAUCCUGGCCGCCUUAGCGGUAGUAACUUUGUGUUAUGGAGAGUGGCAGAAAGAAGAAAACUUCGGCUUUGAUAUCGUUUCAGUUCUCUCUCUGAACUGGCAUCGUGCCCAGGAAUCACAUGAAAGCAUGGAAUCUUAUGAACUUAAUCCCUUCAUUAACAGGAGAAAUGCAAAUACCUUCAUAUCCCCUCAGCAGAGAUGGAGAGCUAAAGUCCAAGAGAGGAUCCGAGAACGCUCUAAGCCUGUCCACGAGCUCAAUAGGGAAGCCUGUGAUGACUACAGACUUUGCGAACGCUACGCCAUGGUUUAUGGAUACAAUGCUGCCUAUAAUCGCUACUUCAGGAAGCGCCGAGGGACCAAAUGAGACUGAGGGAAGAAAAAAAAUCUCUUUUUUUCUGGAGGCUGGCACCUGAUUUUGUAUCCCCCUGUAGCAGCAUUACAGAAAUACAUAGGCUUAUAUACAAUGCUUCUUUCCUGUAUAUUCUCUUGUCUGGCUGCACCCCUUUUUCCCGCCCCCAGAUUGAUAAGUAAUGAAAGUGCACUGCAGUGAGGGUCAAAGGAGAGUCAACAUAUGUGAUUGUUCCAUAAUAAACUUCUGGUGUGAUACUUUCAUCUUGUAAAUCUGCUUUCUUUUGGGAAGAUAUUGAGAUAUUUAAAUCAUGGCCCACCUUACCCAAAAUAGGAGAUUCUGUUCAUCUCAUAUCUAGUAUUAAUUAGAAAAAUAACUACAUAAAAAGAAGGAAGCUAAGAAGGCACUCACUCAGCCAUAAAUUCUCUAAACCCUCUCUACCUUGGAAUCCGUGAAUGGAAUCUGGUAUGUUUUUUGCAGGAUUUUCCUAUUGUAAAUUGUGGCAAAUACAGGGCUCCCUUCAUUUGCUUUUCAUCUCUUAUGCAUCAAAGUCAAAAACAUUUCUGAAUCAAGAUAAUCUAGAAGAGAAAAAAGGAGGAAAAGGAAAAGAGAAAGCAGAAGGGACAAAUAAAAGCAAUUGGCAAAAACUGUCAAUAAUAGUUUAUACACUUAACUAUAUCAAUAAUCACAUUAUAUGUAAAUAGUCUAAACAAUCCAAUUAUUUUUUACUUCUACUUAUGUUAUAUUUUUACUUCUACAUUUGUUAAAGGUUCCACGCUACAUUUUUACUAUUCUUGCUUUAAAUAAUUUUAAUAAUUUCUUUUAAAGUUUAGAUAAUAAGAAAAUAUCCCGGGCCAGGCACAGUGGCCACACCUGUAAUCUCAGUAGCCAUGACCAUACCAAUGCACUCCAGCCUGUGAAACAGAGUGAGACUCUGUCUCUACAGAAAAAUAAAAAAGAAAAGAAAGAAAAGAUCUCAUAUAUUUACCCAUGUAAUUUUCAUUUCCUGUUUUCUUCAUUCUUCUUUCCAUCUGGUGUCACUUCCUUUCUGCCUGACGACUUCCUUUAACGUUUUUUAUAGUUCAGGUCUGCAGGAUUCUUUAAGUUUUGUAUGCUUGUUUUUAUUCUUGAAAGAUAUUUUCACUGUAUAUUGAAUCCCAAGUUGCCACGUUUCUUUUAAUUAUUUUAAGGUAUUCCACUGAAUUCUAGCUUGCACAAUUUUUCGAUAUAAAAUUUGUUGUAAUUCUUACCUUUGUUCCACUGUGUAUACUGCAUCUUUUAUCUCUGGCU
This is a messenger RNA of Homo sapiens (human), 1725 nucleotides long. RefSeq names its product matrix Gla protein (gene MGP). The transcript is spliced from 5 exons. Gene Ontology annotation, molecular function: calcium ion binding. The record is from RefSeq and is marked reviewed. Bases 64 to 450 code for a protein of 128 amino acids. Gene Ontology annotation, cellular component: extracellular matrix; extracellular region. Gene Ontology annotation, biological process: regulation of bone mineralization. NCBI's taxonomy places the organism in Eukaryota, Metazoa, Chordata, Mammalia, Primates, Hominidae.